This is a messenger RNA of Cajanus cajan (pigeon pea), 1434 nucleotides long. RefSeq names its product Ubiquitin fusion degradation UFD1 family protein. NCBI's taxonomy places the organism in Eukaryota, Viridiplantae, Streptophyta, Magnoliopsida, Fabales, Fabaceae. The record is from RefSeq and is a predicted model, not a curated record. Gene Ontology annotation, cellular component: VCP-NPL4-UFD1 AAA ATPase complex. Gene Ontology annotation, biological process: ERAD pathway; ubiquitin-dependent protein catabolic process. Gene Ontology annotation, molecular function: polyubiquitin modification-dependent protein binding.
CCGUGUUCUUCCGAAGCAUGUAAGCGGUGUGGUGACUCUCGGAGUUUCCAACGCAGCUUUUCUUAUUCUUUUUCAUCAUUCGUUUCAAGGUUGUCGUAACAUUCCACAAAAUUUAUCGUACACGCAGACUUUCUAGUCAUAUUCUAGUCCGCGGUUAUCAAUGGCGUAUGACAGGGAUGAUCAAUAUGCAACCUUUGAACAGAUGUAUCGUUGUUACCCUGUCUCCUUCAUCGAAAAGUCAGAUCUGGAAAAGGGUGAUAAGAUUAUCAUGCCUCCCUCAGCCCUGGAUCGCCUUGCGUCUUUGCACAUAGAGUAUCCCAUGUUAUUUCAACUUAAAAAUCCUUCUGCCGGAAAAGUUACCCACUGUGGGGUGCUAGAAUUCGUAUCUGAUGAAGGGAUCAUAUACAUACCAUACUGGAUGAUGGAAAAUAUGCUCCUACAAGAGGGAGACAUUGUAAAUGUGAAAAACACCAAUCUUGCAAAAGGAACAUAUGUGAAGCUGCAGCCUCACACAAAGGAUUUUUUGGAUAUCUCGAAUCCAAAAGCCAUCUUAGAGACUUCACUUAGGACCUACUCAUGUUUAACAACUGGUGACACUAUAAUGGUUGCCUAUAACAACAAGAAGUAUUACAUUGACAUAGUUGAAACCAAACCCUCUCCUGCAGUCAGUAUAAUUGAAACAGACUGUGAAGUUGAUUUUGCUCCACCUCUUGAUUAUAAAGAACCUGAGAAACAAGCAAAAUCUAUUCUAUCUGACAGGAAACAGCCAUUAGUUGAAGAUGAGCCACCAGCAAAGAUUGCACGGUUCAGUCCAUUCACUGGUUCUGGAAGACGUUUAGAUGGGAAACCCUCAACACAACCAGUUGAACAAAUUUCUUCUCCAGAGCUAAAGCAAAAACAAACUGACAAAGAAAUCAAAGGUUCUGAUUCUAAGUCAUCAAAUACUGCUUCUCAUAGACCUCAUGGAAAGCUUGUGUUUGGGUCAAAUGCAACUACAUCUGGCACUCAAACAACACCCAAGGUUUCUCAGACAAACACCAAUCAAGAGAAAUCCCAGAAGGAAGAAGAACCAACAUUCAAGGCUUUCACAGGAAAGAAGUAUUCAUUAAAAAGUUGAUCCUUGUUGGGCUAUUUUUCUUAUUGUGGUCUUUUCGGUUUACGUUAACAUUAGUUGAGCCAACAUUGGUUAGAGCUUAAUCCAUAUCCACUUUGGCAUAUCAUUGUUUUUUAUGUCAUAUAUAGUCGUGGGAUGUUUACCUCAUGAAACAGAAAGUUAUCACAUCGGACAAUCCAUAGAAUACCUUAUUCCAGGAAGAUUGCAAUUACACGAUCAUGUAAAGUUUUCAAGAGGACUAUUGAAGUCUUGCUUGAUUUAUUUGCCUUUGUUUCAGUGUCAACUUUGCAGCAAUAUCAUAGUUUUCACUUUUCAUCCAU